AUGCCAGAGGAACAAGAAGUACUCUUUUCUCUUCUGACACAUUUUCGUGUGAAAGAUGUCGGUGAUCUAAUAAUUCAGCGUGAUCGUCGAUGGGUGCCAAUUACGCUCCAACUCAUCAAUGCUAAGACGACAAACUACGCUUAUAAUCAGAUGCAUUUUCUCAAACUCAUCAAAGAGGAAAAAGAUCCACAACAUUAUGCCGAUAUUUUAAAUGUUUUAGAGAAGAUCGUUAAAGAUGAAGUGAGAUUCAAUAAUAUGAAUUGGAAAAAAUGGUGGUCGAUUUUCCCAAAGCAAUGGGGAACAGACGCAGCACGUGAUCAGCCGCUACUUCUAACAUUAUAUCAAUGUUUUAGGGAGCAUAAAUAUUAUUCGAGAAAAGCAGUUGAAAUGCACAAAGACAUUCUACGUUCUGUUCCUAGUGUCGAAUCAAAUCGGUCAUCAUUUUCUUAUUUAUUAAAACAAUUUAAGUGUUGGCAGCAGAUACCUACCAAAUCGAUUGCCGUAUACGAACAAUAUUUAAAACAAUUUUGUACUACGAAUAGAAAGGAAUCCGUUUAUUGUCUCUAUGUUGCUGGAGAAACUUAUGAGAGGAUUUGUGAUAAAGAGCGCGCAUUAGAAUGUUAUGAAACAGUUCUUGCACUGGAUGAGUUUAACAAGUUCCAAAAGAAUGUUGAAAUACAAAAGCGGAAAAAAAAAUUGAAAAAGCCUUCUAAAACAGACCCAAUGGUGAACGAUGAACAUACAGUAGUGACAGAAGAUACUGACGAAGAAGUUGCAAGAACUUACCGGAAUGCUGCUGACAAGCCUUCUAUAGAAAGUCGUCUAAAACGACUCUUGCGACAUCUUAUAUAUCGUGAGAAGUGGUAUGAUGUGGCUGACUCAAAGAUUAUUCUUCAUUUACCAUGCGAAAAUACUCCGGAUCUGUCGGUUAAUGAUUAUCGCUCCUAUUUUUUAUCUGCUGAAGAAAGACAUAUAUCAUCGAGUAUUACAGCAACGGACGCAACCAACAAUCUUUCUCUUUCUCUUUGGCGUUAUGAAAAAUAUAUGCAUGAAUGGACUUUGUUCAGAGCAUUAGAGAAAUUUUUACAACCAUUUAGAAAGAAAUCGGAAUGUAUUAGCAAUCACAUUUCUUCCUCGACUUGA
Didymodactylos carnosus is the source of this 1143-nucleotide messenger RNA. NCBI's taxonomy places the organism in Eukaryota, Metazoa, Rotifera, Eurotatoria, Philodinida, Philodinidae. The record is from the annotation of a GenBank genome assembly.